AUGAAUAAUAUUAUAAAAACUUUUAAUAUUGGAGAUCGAAUAAAUAUUUUCAUUGCCCUUCUUCUUUUAACACUUUCACUAGCUUUUGCAUUAUCUUCUGUUUUUAGUGAUUUUUGGAUAUAUGCAGAUUCAUUAACAAGGAAUGGGACAAUUUCAGAAAAUAAUCAAAUUAACAGUGGUUUAUUUCAUGGUGUUAGACAAAUUGACUGGUCUUUUGGUCCUAAACGAAAUCAUUUCUCUGUUUUCGAUGAAAUAAGAAUUGGUGUAGCAUUUAUUGAUAAACAUAUUUGGUUUGGAAUUUUGUUGUCAACAGGACUAGGUCUUUUAUGGAAUUUAACAGGGAUUUUUGUUGCGUUAAGAAAUGCUACAUUAUAUAAUAAUGAUCCAAAAAAUGAAAGGACAGCAUUGGGGCCUUUAGGAAUUUGUCUUUGGUCUGUUUUAUCUGCUGUUGCAUACGGUUUUUGUGUAUUACUAUUUCAUUAUCAAUUUCUUACAAAAAUUCGUCAUAAUGUACUUUUACCUGAAGAGAAUGAUGCAGGAUUUUCUUCUGAAAAUUGCAUUCAGUAUGUUUUUUUAUAUAUAAAGUCGAAUCUCGAUAUAACAAUCGGCUCUCCCGAAAGUCAAGGGAGAUGA
Messenger RNA from Meloidogyne enterolobii, 633 nucleotides. The record is from the annotation of a GenBank genome assembly. NCBI's taxonomy places the organism in Eukaryota, Metazoa, Nematoda, Chromadorea, Rhabditida, Meloidogynidae.